AUGUCUUUGAAUUCUUGUGAAUAAUAACUGGAUUUAGAUGAUUCUUGUGAAUCUCCUUUCUCAUAAUCACCUAAAUCCAAAAGAAUAAAGAAGUUUGAAUUGAUUUCCCCUAAAAAAAAUGUUGGCCAUUGGACGAAGGAAGAACAUGAAAAAUAUUUGUACUUCCUAGAGGAUCAUUCUGACAUAAAGAAAAAUAAUAAAAUAUUCAAGUCAAUGAGCGAGGUUAUUGGAACUCGAUCACCCAGUCAAUGCAGAUCACAUCACUAAAAGUUUAACCCCUAAUCGCCAUUAGUUCAGAGAAAGACUUAAAAAGUGUAAAAACAAACUUAGUCAACUUUAUAAGACGAUUUAAACUUGUAAAUGGAUGAAGAAUCUCUCAAUAGAAAUAUGGUCCAACUUAUGAUCUAUGAUGAAGAUGAUUAAGUCUACUAAACUCCAUAAUUUAAUUUAGAUGAUUUCUUUUGAAUUUAUUUCAUGCAAAAAACAUGUACAAGUUGUUUAAAAUAGCUUGCAA
Paramecium tetraurelia is the source of this 514-nucleotide messenger RNA. RefSeq lists its product as uncharacterized. The record is from RefSeq and is a predicted model, not a curated record. The transcript is spliced from 2 exons. NCBI's taxonomy places the organism in Eukaryota, Ciliophora, Oligohymenophorea, Peniculida, Parameciidae.